AUGGCAACAACAAAUUCACCCGCUGUGGACGGCAAGGCCACAGAUGACGAUCAUCUCGAACGUGUGGAAACUAUUGCCACAACCCAACUCGAUGCUUCGGACCUCAGCAUUUGGCAGACAAUCAAAGACAAUCCCUCCAUCGUGUUAUGUUGUAUCUAUGCUAAUAUGGGGGCACUGACGCUCGGAUUCGAUAACAUUGCACUCUCACUUUGUUUGAACAUGGUGCCAUUCCAUUUUUUCAGAGCCCAAUUCGGUCAACAUGUAUCUCCUGGCACACAUAUAAUACCUGCUUAUUGGCAAUCAUUGUGGGAUGCCAUGGCACAAGUAUGUACAGGUUUUGGUGCUUGGGGAGAGGGACCUAUGUCAGAUCGUUCCGGUCGUCGCGUUUCGUUCUGUGUGUCUGCACUCAUCUCGAUUGCCGGGACCGCUGUUAUAUACAUAGCCACAACCCCCGGAGCCUUUCUCGGAGGGAAAAUGGUAAAUGCUAUUGGACUUGGUAUGGCUUUGACUACUGGUCCAAUCUAUGUCUCAGAAAUCACUCCUCUCAGGAUUCGCGGAGUAGCAUUGUCAGCGUAUGCUUUUAGCAUGGACCUACGAUACCUUAUCGCGGCAUCUGUUGCUUUCUAUUGUGUAACAAUCGUGGGUCAGUUCUCAUAUAAAGUUUUCUUCGCCUCAAAUUGGGUUUGGCCUCUAGUCGUCGUUUUGUUCGCUUUCGUCAUUUCUGAAUCGCCCCGUUCCCUUGUCCAAAAAGGCAAUUUAUCACCUGCCACCAAAGCUCUUUCAAAACUUUACAGCUAG
Botrytis porri is the source of this 798-nucleotide messenger RNA. RefSeq lists its product as uncharacterized. Gene Ontology annotation, molecular function: carbohydrate:proton symporter activity. NCBI's taxonomy places the organism in Eukaryota, Fungi, Ascomycota, Leotiomycetes, Helotiales, Sclerotiniaceae. The coding region runs from base 1 to 798 and encodes 265 amino acids. Gene Ontology annotation, cellular component: membrane. Gene Ontology annotation, biological process: transmembrane transport; carbohydrate transport. The transcript has 4 exons. The record is from RefSeq and is a predicted model, not a curated record.